AUGCAACUUAUCCCUGAAAGUUUGAGAAAACUUUGGAACGAGUGGGAGCUUCGGGGUAUGGUUCUAGCCAGUCUUGCCUUGCAAAUUAUCCUCAUCCUGAUUGGCAACUGGAGAAAACAUUCAACCAGUAACAAACUCAGAAUUCUUCUGUGGCUCUCUUACCUGUCAGCUGACUCAGUUGCAACAGUAGCACUUGGCAUACUCUCCAGCAACCAAGAAGAAUCUCAAGGUGAUUCCGUAAACCCGAAAGUUGUAAUAACCGCAUUUUGGGCACCCUUUCUUCUCUUACAUCUUGGUGGCCCAGAUACUAUCACUGCUUACUCUUUAGAAGACAAUGAGUUGUGGCUUAGGCACUUGCUUGGGCUAUUUGUCCAGGUGGUUGUAGCUUUAUAUGUCUCUUUCAGAGCAUGGUCCAGUAAAGAGUUAAAUUUUUUGGCAAUACCAAUGUUCAUAGUUGGGAUGAUUAAGUUUGGGGAGAGGACUUGGGUUCUAAGAUCGGCAAGCAGUGAGCAUUUUAGAGAUUCUAUGCUUCAUGAUCCUGACCCAGGUCCCAAUUAUGCUAGAUACAUGGAAGAAUAUUGUUCAAAGAGAGCCCAGGGCUUCAGGGUUAACUCAGUUGAACUAGGAAGGGAUAACUCACUAGUUGAUGCAGUUGAUGACGGUACCCAAAAUGUGGCAAUGUUAGACAAAGCCUACGACUUCUUUGAAACAUUCAAACUGCUUUGUGCUGAUCUCAUCCUCAGCUUCCAUGAUAUAGUACUCAGCCACUCCUUCUUAGAAAAUACGAACUCCGAUCAAGCUUUCGAAGUUAUUGAGUUUGAGCUAGGAUUCAUGUAUGAUGCCUUUUAUACUAAGUCAGUUCUGGUUUCUUCUGGUCUGGGUUGCAUUCUCCGCGGUGUUACUGUUUCUAUAACACUUUCUGUAUUCAUAGCCUUCCUGUUCUCAAAGAAGCAAGCUUACAGUGGAGUAGAUGUAAUUAUCACAUAUAUAUUGUUGAUAGGAGCAAUCGUCCUAGAAUCUUAUGCUGUAGCAUUGCUGCUUUCCUCAGACAGGACAAGGCUAUGGCUGAAUAAGCACAAAAAUAUGGUGGCACGUCUCUUGGUUCUCUUGCGCAGUGCCGUUUCGUCAGUCCCUUUGGGUUAUAACAAGAGGUGGUCUAAUACCUUGGGACAAUACAACCUCAUCACAUUUUGUCUUAAGGCUAAGCCAACGAAAUGCAUUUCUGUCCAGAAGUUCUUAUUCAUUUAUCAGUUGUUAGAGAAGUAUCGAUACAAAGAGUUGGCGGAUAUCCCCACUGAGUUGAAGGAGUUGAUAUUUGAGCAGCUCCAAGAGAAAUCAAGGAUUGGUUCCAAUGUUGAGGCUAGCAAAAGAAAACAAUUAUGUGCUCGAAGGGGUGACCAGGUGCUUCAAAAAGCACAUUGUCUAAAGGAACUUGGCUGGACCAUCAAUGAGGUUGAGUUUGAUCAAAGCAUCCUUCUCUGGCAUAUUGCAACAGAUCUAUGUUAUUAUUCUGAUGUGAAUCGAAACUCAAACUUGGUUCCUAGUGAAAACUGUGAAGACAGUAAGCUGUUAUCGAACUACAUGAUGUAUCUUUUAGUCAUGUGCCCCUUCAUGCUACCAAAUGGGAUUGGACAGAUAAGGUUUAGAGACACAUGUGCCGAGGCUGAAGAAUUUUUCAAGGAAAAGAAAAUAAUGAAAUCGGGUGAAAGGAAAGCAUGCACAAAGCUACUGGACGUGUGCACAGACAUCCUUCCAUCUAAAGUGAAAGGAGAUAGAAGCAAGUCAGUUCUAUUUGAUGCAUGCAGGCUUGCUAAAGCUUUGCAGUCCCUGGAAUCAGAUAGAGGAUGGAGUAAUGAGAGAAAGUGGAAGUUUGUAAGUCAUGUGUGGGUGGAAAUGCUCUCUUACGCUGCCAAUCAGUGUCGAUGGAGUGGUCAUGCCCAGCAGCUCAGGCGAGGAGGAGAGCUGCUCACCCAUGUCUGGCUUCUUAUGGCACAUCUGGGUUUAACUGAACAGUUCCAAAUUUCAGAGGGCCAUGCAAGGGCAAAACUAAUUGUGGAGUAA
This is a messenger RNA of Prunus mume (Japanese apricot), 2061 nucleotides long. RefSeq lists its product as uncharacterized. NCBI's taxonomy places the organism in Eukaryota, Viridiplantae, Streptophyta, Magnoliopsida, Rosales, Rosaceae. The record is from RefSeq and is a predicted model, not a curated record.